AUGAGCAGCACAGAUGAAAAGGAAGGCAACCAGGGUCAGUCAGGCAUGCCGCCGUUGGCGCCUACGCAAACGGCCGGCUCGAUCACCAUGACGCCCGAGAUGUUCGAACGCAUGUAUCUUUCUCCGUACGGCGCCGUCAAGGGUGAUCUGAGGAAGACCUUUGGCAACCCAACCCCAUUGGGUUUGGCCGGGUUCCUGCUCGCAUACGCUCCUAUCAUUAUCACCUUCAUGGGAUGGAGAGGCGCUGCUGGAAACGGUGCGGCGACAGUCGGAACGUUCUACUUCUUCGGUGGCUUGCUAGCAAUCCUCGCUGCCAUCGGCGAAUUCAUUCUUGGCAACAGCUUUCCGUCGACGUUUUUUGCAGUGUAUGGUGCUUUCUUUCUUUACUAUGGUGCAACUUUGACUCCAUGGUUCAACGCAGCUGGUGCUUUCGCUGAACAAGACAUGGCCGGAAUGGGCGGCCUAGCAACAGCUGGGUUUCUCUCCUCCAACGCCUACGUCGGAAUCUUCAUGGGAAUCUUCUCCCUCUAUAGCACUAUCUGUGCCUUGCGCACGAACGUGCUCUUCGUCCUAGCUUUUGCUCUCCUCACUAUUGUCUUUCCCGUAUUCUCUGCAGCCCAAUUCUACGGUGCCCAAGGGAAUUUUGAGAAACUCCACAACUAUACCGUCGCCGCAGGGGCCGUAGGUUUCCCAGUCAUCAUUAUCGGAUUAUAUCUACUUCUUGUCUUGAUGCUUAGCACUGUGGACUUCCCGGUCAAUUUACCGGUCGGAGACCUCAGCACAGUAAUCAAGAGUGGAACCGAGUUGAGGAGGGCCAAAGAGAAGGCAAAGACCAACAACAAUGGUGCUUCAUAA
Pseudovirgaria hyperparasitica is the source of this 855-nucleotide messenger RNA. RefSeq names its product GPR1/FUN34/YaaH-class plasma membrane protein. The record is from RefSeq and is a predicted model, not a curated record. Lineage: Eukaryota; Fungi; Ascomycota; Dothideomycetes; Acrospermales; Acrospermaceae. Gene Ontology annotation, cellular component: plasma membrane. The transcript has 3 exons. Bases 1 to 855 code for a protein of 284 amino acids. Gene Ontology annotation, molecular function: acetate transmembrane transporter activity.